Molecule: messenger RNA, 2134 nt
Organism: Cheilinus undulatus (humphead wrasse)
Lineage: Eukaryota; Metazoa; Chordata; Actinopteri; Labriformes; Labridae
Product: zinc finger and SCAN domain-containing protein 2-like
Exons: 2
Coding region: 337-1473 (378 amino acids)
Biological process (GO): regulation of transcription by RNA polymerase II
Molecular function (GO): RNA polymerase II cis-regulatory region sequence-specific DNA binding; DNA-binding transcription factor activity
Source: RefSeq, a predicted model, not a curated record
UAGGAAGCUUGACCGAAAGGAGAAUCUAGCCGUUUGCUAACCGAGGAAUUUGCCCGAAGAUACGCCAUAUUUCAAGUCUUCAGCUUGUUUUCAAGGAUUGACGUGUUACAGCGGACUUAAUAAAAUACAUAUUUUAAUGUUUAGCUUAAAACUUGAAUCUAUUUGAGAAGAAUUUGACGCGAAGUUAGCGGAAGCAGCUUGCUGUUUUGUAGGACGGUGACGAGGCAAGUCCACCCCGGCCCUAAGGGGAAGAGACCGAAGGACUUUCCUGUGGCUCAAAAUAACUGCUUCUCUGUGUUCUUGGGUUGUAAAUGUGAGUGUGAUUGAGUAAACAAAAUGUCUAAAACUCAGAUACUGAGAUCUUUAGUGAACCAGAGACUGUUCGCGGCAGCGGAAGAGAUUUUUGAGCUGUUUGAAAGAACCAUGAAAGAGUACGAGGAGCAACUUAGUCGAUCCAAAGAGGAAAACCUUCGACAAAAAAGGCUACUGGAAGCUGCUCUCGUCCCUGAAGUCCAGGAACCCAGACCAGCUGUCCAGCAGCUGGUUGUGAAAGAAGAGCUUUUCCCUGAGCAGCAGGAGAGGAGCUCAUGUCUGGUCCAGGAGGACCCACCAGAACCAGCACACGUUAAGGUGGAACAGGAGGAUCUAUGGAGCAGCCAGGAGAGAUGGCAGUUUCAAGGAGCAGAGGAGCCUGAUAUCAACAUGAUCCCACUCAGUUCUGUUCCUGUGAAGGGUGAAGCAGAGGAUGGAGAGAAACCUCAGACCUCACAGUUUCUUCAAAGACAAAGUGAAGAGAUAAGAAAUGAAGCUCACGGAGAGGAAUGUGGAGGAUCUGGAGCAGCAAGACACUUCAAUCCAGACAGCCUCUUAAAUUAUGCAACUCAUUACAAGACUCUGCAGCCUAUCGAGUCUGAGACUGAUGACAGUAACUGUGAGUGGGAUGACACCAGGGUACCUCAGCCAUGUUUUGACCCCCUACAAAACAAAGAAGCAUCUGUAAGUGCUAUGGAAUAUACUACAUCAGCAAAUACAUCAGCUAGCUCCUCUGAAUGUCCUCCAAGCUUGGGACAAAAUUCAGAACUGCCAGAGGACAAAGGAAUCCAAGCAGGAGAAAGACCAUGUAGUUGCUCAGUCUGUGGAAAAAGAUACACAAAUAAGAAACUUCUGCAAAUGCACGUGCGACGUCAUUCUUUAGUAAAACCUUAUAGCUGCCCAUUUUGUAAGAAACUUUUUAUCUAUAAAGCAGAGAUGAGUAAGCACAUCAGAGUCCACACAGGAGAGAAACCAUUCAGCUGUUCAGUUUGUGGUAAGGGUUUUUCACAGAGUGGAGAUCUUAAAUGCCACCUUCUUAUGCACACAGGAGAGAAACCAUUUGAAUGUAGCAUUUGUGGUAAAAAAUUCACAUGGAUUCAGUCUUUUAAAAGACACAUUGGUAUUUGUAAGGGCAGCAAAAACCUCAUGAUACCUUCAUAGGGGUGUACAAUAUUAAUGGCAUGAUACUGGUCUCCUUAGAUAUUAGCUAAAAAAGUCAAUUGACAGUAUUGGCAAAUGUGAAAAUUUCUGCCUAUAUUUACAACCAAUAUAUCUGCUGUAAAUCUUGGUCUAUACCAGCUUGAAUGAAUAAGUUUGUGGAGUUUUAAGCUGGGUCAACAGACCUACGUCAUCUGAUUUUUUUUUCUCUGUUCAUCUUCAUUCCUUACUGUUUAAAGUGUGUUUUAAGGAGUUAGAAUUGUUAAUUUGUUUAUUCUUAAACUUUAAAACUUGUUUUUCAGGACUGAAGUUUUAGGUCUGAAGAACACUUGAAUAUCAGCAUCAGCUAAAAUGAAAUUGUAAAUAUCAGCUUGUCAGAUAUUGGCAAAAAUCCAGUAUUGUAAACCCUAUACUUGAAUAUAUGAUAACCAAAUUUCAUUAAUUAUACUGUAAGGGAAAAUCCAGUAUUUUAUCUCUUAAAAUGUGGCUUGACUUUGCUCUAAUAAAACAGUACAUAUGAGAUUUCUGGGGCUCGUCUCCACACUGCACUCGGAUGCUACACAUUUUUAUCUAAAGAGUUAUUGAUUUCUAUGGUAUUUUUUAAAGUUCACAUACUCAUAUUGUAAUCACUUUGUAGAUGCAAUGCAUUAAUCUUUUUGCAACA